AUGCGUCUGUUGUUUAUAGUAAGCAGCCUCCUUACUCUAUCAUCAGCAGCUUCGACUUGUGACGAGAGAAAGCUGAAGCAAAAUGCUAUACAAUUGCUGGAAGCACAUAUGGACAUGGAAUUCGGUGGAGUUGGGGCCGGCACGAGCGAUAUAGUAGGGUUUCAAUAUAUGAAACCUGGAGAAGCUCUUCUUGCAGCACAAGCUCUUGCUCACGAGGACUUUCAUCAGGCAGCGAUACAGGUUCAGCGCAUCCUCGAGUAUCAGAAGCCUGAUGGAUUAUUACCGCAUUUAGUCUAUGGUCCAACCGUACCAUCUAAUUUACGAUGGAUACCCAGUAAUCGAACUUUCCACCCAGGACCUGCGUUUUGGAAGAAUUCGUCGCUGACGGAGCACCAAGAGAAGGAGGUAGUAUUCGACACCUCGACGAUCUCGGCCCCUCCGGUAGCAGCAGACGUAGCAUGGGAAAUCUUUCGUUUAGCGCCGUAUGACUCGGUGCUGGGUGUAAAGACGACUGCUGUUCAGUUCUUAUGCCAAAUCUACCAGCCACUACAAAGAUUGCAGAAGCAUUUGUUCUAUUCACGCCGAAGUUCUGCUUCUAGCGGUUUGUUAACUGCACAUCAUCCUUGGGAAACGUUUUCGUCGCUAUCACCGCACUGGAAAGGAUUUCUUACUACCUUGAAGAAGGCGCCGGACUACGAGGCUGUUGUCAGCUCGAUUCCUGAGGAAGCCCGGAACCGAUUUGCAGCCGGUGCAAGUACUUUGUUUUCGGCACAGGACGCAGUAGAUAACAUUCAUGUUUCGACCGUGGUGGAGCCUAUUGCAUAUUCUGCUGCUAGUGGUGAGACUGUUCGAUUCGGUGUUGAAGACGUGGAAUUUAAUGCCUUGAUGCUGCGUUCAUCAUUGGGUCUUGAAAAUAUCGGGCGUGUGCUGGCGGACCACUCGUCGGUGUGCAACGGAUUCACCUUGUCAAAAAGCGAUCUUUUGAAGGAUGUGAUUAAGCUUCGCGCAAUGAGUAAAGGGCUAAAGGAGGCUCUUGUUGGCAGCAACACCACUCAUGGUCUAUGGAAUACAUCCGUUAACUUUUUCGCCGAUUCUAGCCGUGUGUCAUUGACCGCAACUUACUCCUUACGCGGAUUUCUACCUGGAUAUGCUGUGGAAUUGGAUGAUGAGAAGAAGAUGCGCUCAAUGGAGCAUUUUCUUUCGAAACCCAGCUCGUUUUCUUUCUUUUGUGCUCAAUUCCCGGUUGUGUUUUUUGCCUGCUCCGAAGAGGACUUGACCACAGUUGCUGGGUCGAUCGACGGCCGUUUAGCACCUACAACGUGGAUCCUGUACAACUACUAUGUACUACGGGGGUUUGUUCGAAACAAGUUCCCAGGACUAGCUGAUUACAUUCGUAACAAGACGAGAGACAUGAUAUGCGAGGCAACUGUACCUACUCGACCAUAUUUUUCAUGGUUUCGAAUGUCGUUAGCAAUGGAAAAACCUACGCCAGCAGCUCUAGCAGCAGUCUACGACUCCCAUAAUGGUGCACCGGUUGAAGUGUUCGACGAUGCUUAUUUGGGCUCAACGCUAGCUGCCGCUGCCUUUCUAAAUAUUCUGCUUCCUGCAGUGACGCCACCACCAAGUCCAGACACACCGCCUGUUGAUCAUCGUAUUCUUUCUGUUAUCAUGUGCGUUGAAUUAGUGGUUGCUUUUGGGGUCGCUAUGAGCUGUUUUCUAUUUUCUGUUUACUUCGUGGCAAACCGGCCUCGUGAAACACGGUUAUCUAUUGGGUCCACGGCUCACCGACGGUCAUCUACUGAGGCUGCAAGAAGAAACUGCUCUCAAGACAGAUCGAAUCGCCACCGAGAUGACUUGGAGGACCGUAAACGAUCGAGUCCAAAUGGGUUAUUGUCGGCAGAAAAUAACUCACCUUACAGCGACUGCUCUCCGAGACCCGGACGUGUUCCAAAUGAUCUGGAAGAGGCGUUGCUUUCUGGGGCCGGCGAACACUACGGAUCUUUUGAUGAGGCUGAGCAGCCACAAAGUCUAUCUAACUUCGCCUGGAAAGCUGCAAAAAGAGUAUUAGCAUCUAUCAGCCCCUGGUGA
Molecule: messenger RNA, 2088 nt
Organism: Peronospora belbahrii
Lineage: Eukaryota; Oomycota; Peronosporomycetes; Peronosporales; Peronosporaceae
Source: the annotation of a GenBank genome assembly